UCCUCUGGGGCUCUCGGUCCCAGCUCCGCGAAGCGCGCGGCUUUACAUCCCCUUCCUUCUCCUCCAGCCUGGGCUGCAUGAGCUGGGGGCGGGCGCCCCUUGUCCUGCUCGGCGGAGGGGUGAGUCUUGCCCCGCCCCUUCCGGUCUCCAAGUUUCACUGGGCUUCUGCACCCCGAAGCGCCUAGGGAGGGUCCGACGGGGUGUUCCAAGUGUCUGCCACGCUGCUCGUGUCGAUUCUUUGGAUGCCCGCGCUGCUGCCUCUGGCUUCCCGCCUUCUCUUGCUGCCCCGAGCCUUGCUGUCCAUGGCUUCUGGAAGCCCUCCAUCCCAGCCUUCUCCGGCCUCGGGCUCCGGCUACGUUCCAGGAUCAGUUUCUGCAGCCUUUGUCACUUGUCCCAGUGAAAAAGUCGCCAAGGAGAUCGCCAGGGCGGUGGUAGAGAAGCGCCUGGCAGCCUGCGUCAACCUCAUCCCGCAGAUCUCGUCCAUCUAUGAGUGGAAAGGGAAGAUCGAGGAAGACAGUGAGGUGCUGAUGAUGAUUAAAACCCAAAGCUCCCUGGUCCCUGCUCUGACAGAGUUCGUUCGAUCUGUGCACCCUUACGAAGUUGCUGAGGUGAUUGCAUUGCCUGUGGAGCAGGGAAAUCCCCCGUACCUGCAUUGGGUGCACCAGGUCACAGAGUCCGUUACAGAUUCUGGCAUAGCCCCCUCCUCUGCUUAAUGCCCCCUGGUUUCUAGGUGACGACUGAGCCCUCAAUAAAUCCUCUUCUGUUCUGUC
Molecule: messenger RNA, 770 nt
Organism: Myodes glareolus (Bank vole)
Lineage: Eukaryota; Metazoa; Chordata; Mammalia; Rodentia; Cricetidae
Gene: Cuta
Product: cutA divalent cation tolerance homolog
Biological process (GO): response to metal ion
Molecular function (GO): copper ion binding
Source: RefSeq, a predicted model, not a curated record